AUGAAUGAUUUUAAAAUUGGGCGACAGAUCGGCAAGGGUAAAUAUGGUCGCGUAUAUCUGGCGAUUUAUAAGGCAAGUGGGUAUAUCGUCGCACUGAAAAUUCUGUUAAAACAAGAGUUGCAACAUGAAAAACUAUUGAAGCAAUUGGAACGAGAGGUUGAAAUUCAAGGCAAUCUUGAUCAUCCUAAUGUCCUCAAACUUUAUGGCUACUUCCAAGAUGAUAACCAUAUUGUAAUGAUUUUGGAAUUUGCACAAUAUGGAACGUUAUAUGAUUUUCUUAAAAAAUCGCAGCGAAUUAGUGAAGGACGAUCGGCACGGUAUGUAGCGCAAAUAGCCAGAGCCCUGCAAUUCAUUCAUCAGAAACGUAUUAUUCAUCGGGACAUUAAGCCGGAGAAUUUGUUAGUUGGACGAAAUGGUGAGCUCAAACUAGCUGAUUUCGGAUGGGCAACAUAUGCGCCGGGUUUAUCAAGUGCCCCGCUCACAACAGUUUGUGGAACUUUGGAUUAUCUUGCACCAGAAAUGGUGCGACGCCUUCCGUAUAAUGAAAAUGUUGAUGUGUGGGCCCUUGGAAUCUUAUGUUAUGAGUUGUUGGUUGGUGUGCCACCGUUUGAAGCAAUAGGCUUUCAUGAGACUUGUCGACGAAUUAUCUAG
This is a messenger RNA of Racocetra fulgida, 651 nucleotides long. NCBI's taxonomy places the organism in Eukaryota, Fungi, Glomeromycota, Glomeromycetes, Diversisporales, Gigasporaceae. The record is from the annotation of a GenBank genome assembly.